Messenger RNA from Angiostrongylus costaricensis, 246 nucleotides. The record is from the annotation of a GenBank genome assembly. Lineage: Eukaryota; Metazoa; Nematoda; Chromadorea; Rhabditida; Metastrongylidae.
AUGCCUGUAGCAGCAGUAGGUGGUGUUCCUGGCGGACAGCAACCAACAUGCUUUCAAAAGGUUCGUCUGGGUUUCAUGAUGGGAUGCAUGAUUGGAGGUGCUACAGGAGUACUCAUUGGUGGAUUUUCGGGGUUACGAAUGGGUCUACGAGGGAAGGAAUUGAUAACUCAGACCGGAAAGAUCGUGGCACAAUCAGGUGGAUCUUUCGGAGUGUUUAUGUCGAUCGCUCAAUUACUUCGUUGUUAA